This is a messenger RNA of Saprolegnia diclina VS20, 338 nucleotides long. RefSeq lists its product as hypothetical. Bases 65 to 277 code for a protein of 70 amino acids. The record is from RefSeq and is a predicted model, not a curated record. The transcript has a single exon. Lineage: Eukaryota; Oomycota; Saprolegniomycetes; Saprolegniales; Saprolegniaceae.
GCGCAGUCGAGGUGCCAGCGUCCUUGAAGCAGUACCGAAAUCACCAGCCACUACACACAGCAGGAUGCAGAUUGUCCUUCCGCGCUCGCUCCGCCUCAUGAUGGUGCUCGCCAUCGCCACGUCCCUCGUGGUCGCGCCUGUCGAUGCCAAGCUCCAGCGCGGGCCCGGCGCCGCGACGGCCGAAGAGAUUCGCUCGAUCAGCCAGCGCCGCAUGCAAGAGCGCGAGCGCCUCCGCAACGCCCAGGAAGGCGAGUUCUGGGCCCGUCGCGGUCUGUAGUCAAAGCAUUUUACGACGUCAUCACCUCUAUAAUGGAACCCUUGUAUUGUCACACGGCAAA